Molecule: messenger RNA, 1212 nt
Organism: Prunus armeniaca (apricot)
Lineage: Eukaryota; Viridiplantae; Streptophyta; Magnoliopsida; Rosales; Rosaceae
Source: the annotation of a GenBank genome assembly
AUGGGACGAAGCAGAAAUAGAAGACGGAAGCAGCAGAAGCUUGUUAAUCUGGAUUGGACAGAGCUGCCUCGUGGUGUCCUUGAGAUCAUCUUUGAGCGACUGACUGUGACUGAUUGUAUAUCUGUUAGUGAUGUUUGCAAAGCCUGGAGACAUGUUGUCGCACAAGAACUUGCUGGUUGGCAAAGCCGUGGUGUGCCAUGGCUCAUGAUGCCUGGCAAAGAUACGGAGGUAAGAACUUGUAUUAGCAUACUACAAAAACAACAUUGGGACAUUGUGCUUCCCGAGGCUUAUGGAAGAUAUUGUUGGGGAUCAUAUCAAGAUUGGUUGAUUCUAGUAAAACAUAUUGAUUGUUUCUAUCUUGAGAUUAGCUUGUUGAAUCCAUUCUCUAGGAACAAAACUGAUCUUCCCAAAACAUGGAACUUUUAUCAUAAGAUUGUUCUCUCAGGGCUUCCCAUCCUUGAAAACUAUGUUUGCAUGCUUGUUCAUAGUCAAUGUCGGGAGCUUUCUUUUUGGGUCCCAGGAGCUGAAUCAUGGCUUAAACAUAAACUGGAUGGUGAGCCAUUUGAGGAUGCUGUCUUCUGUGAUGGAAGUUUCUAUCUUAUAAGCAAUGAUUAUAACAUUUGGCAGAUUAAGUCUGCUAAUAUCUUUGCUAGCAUUAGAACAUAUGAUGCUUAUGAGGUAAAAAUAGAUUGUCAUGAGGUAAUAAUGUCAGAGGAGCAGGAAAAUAGUGGUGUGUUGAAGUAUCUUGUGGAAUCUUGUGGGGAGCUUCUUCUUGUUUGUAGGCUUUAUAACACCAAAGCGGAGGCUAUUCUUGAAACACAUGAUUUCAAAGUAUAUUCAUUGGAUUUUAGCCUGAUGUCCUGGAAGAGGGUACAUGAUUUGGGGGAUAAAAUCUUAUUUCUAGGCAAAUGUUGUUCGCGGUCUGUUUCUUCGACAGAACUUGGUGUUGCGAUGAGGAAUUGUAUCUAUUUCUCUAAUGAUCAUGCUGCUCCAUGGUGGAACGAAUGGGAUUCUGAUCAUCUUUAUGGAAUUUCAGCCAGGCAUAAUCUGAACAAUGCUGGAAGAAAGGAUUGGGGCGUGUUCAGCCUUGGCAAUGGAACUCAUGAGGAUUUUUGCUUUCGUGGCAAUCGAGACAGAUGGGGACCGAUUUGGUUAACUUGCCCCCAAUGGUGGUGCUGUAGGAAAUUGGCUGUUAACCGAUAUAGUAACUAG